Molecule: messenger RNA, 1200 nt
Organism: Parnassius apollo (apollo)
Lineage: Eukaryota; Metazoa; Arthropoda; Insecta; Lepidoptera; Papilionidae
Source: the annotation of a GenBank genome assembly
AUGGAAAAUAACACCUUUGAAGAUCUGCAAACUGAAAUUGAAUUCUACCGGCAAAAUCAAGUCAUUGUGGAACAAGAAAUCAAAACGCUAAUUGCAGAUAAUCAAAAACUUUCUCAGCAAGUUGGAAACCUCUUAAAAGAAAAACUUCAAACUGCACAGCAAGAUAACAAUCAUGAUAAAGAACUUGAAGAUUUGAGAAAGAAGGUUGUCUUACUCGCUAAGGAAAGAGAUUCCCUCCACGUUUUAUGGCAAACUUCUCAAAAAACAAUUGAAGCCCUCGACAAAGAAUUAAAAACUUAUCAAGUUUACGACAAUAGAAGGAACAAAGAUAAUAUCACGGAUGAAAGAAGAAAUUUGGAACUAAAACUAGAAACAUCGCUUACUGAUUACGUCGAAUUAGAAACAAAGUAUAAAAAACUAGUAAAAGACUAUGAAGUUCUACAAACUGAACUAAAAAUUAAGGAAAAAGAAAUACAAACUUAUAAAGAAAGAGGCAAGGAGUUAGAAACGAAAAUAGUCACACUAGAAAAAAAUUUGGAAGAAUAUAAGAUAAAUCUGGCAGCAGAAACGAAAAACAACGAAGAUAUAAGGCAACAGUUGAUAGCGUGUCAGAAGGAAAGUGUAGAUAAAGUGAAGAAUGGAGUAGAGGCCAAAUCAAAGGUUGCAGAAGCCCUACAGCUUUUCGAUGUAGUAUCAGCUCAAAAAAACGAUGCUUACCGGAAGAUAGCAGAACUAACAGGAGUAAUAUCUGAGUUACAACAAUCUCUAUUCAAAGUGAAGCAAGAAACAGAAAGAACUUUCAGAACGGAGUUAGAUGAAAUAAAAGAGAAGUAUAAUGAAAAAGUAACGGACAUGUUGGAACAUAUAAGAAAUUUGGAUUCAGAGUUGAUAGAAAAGGGAAUGCUUCUUAACAAAACGUUGAGGGAGAACAAAAUUCUACAAGAAACGAACAAAAACUACAUUAAACAACAUAAAGAGAAUCUCAACUCGGUCGAUCCUAAACUAGCGCUUGCCGAACAGAGAAUUGAGGCUAUGUUCCAGGAACUGGUUGCAUCAGAACGUCGCAAUAUCCAACUGGUGUGCGAGAAACAAUGCCUAGCGAUUGACAUUCAGAGAAUACAAGACAUUCACACCAGAGAGACAAAACGAAGGGAUUGGGAGGAAAGUUUACUAAAAACGCAGCGGGAAGAACUUAAGUAA